CACGCGCAAUCCAACGAGAGCAACGCGAGCGAACUCGAAAGCCAGAGAGCGAGAGGAGACGCAGGAAGCGAGGAGGAGGAGGAAGGGGAGCGAAGGCGCCAUGGCGGACGACAACAGCGUCGCGAAGAUCAUCGGCCUCACCGGCCUCGCGCUCUCGAGCGGCGCCUCCGCUGCCUUGGCUACCGGCGCGUGCAGCUGGUGCGCGCUCCAGGCCUACCGCGAGGGCCGGCUCUCGAGAGGGUGGUGGUGGCUGCGCGUCGGCUCGCUCGGCGGCGUCUCGACCCUGGAGCAGGCGCUGGACUACGACUGCGCCCUGUGCCGCCGCGGCCUGGACCAGCGGGAGGAGGUCCGCACGCUCUCCUGCGACCACGUCUUCCACCUCCGCAAGAGCGCCAAGUGCGAGAACACCAUCGACGGCUGGCUCCGCGAGAACCGCAUGCGCUGCCCGGUCUGCUGCAAGAUCGCCUACCCCGUGCUGCCAUGGAAGCCGCCGCCGGCAUCCGCGCCACCGGCGCCCGCGCGGUCGCCGUCGACGACUGAUUUGGAGGCUCAGCUACCGCUGCCGUCGGCCUUUGUGGCGCGACCGCGGAGGCAACCGCCGCGGCCGCCGUCGGAGUGGUUCGAGGAUACACUACAGCCGCCAUCGCCAUCACCAUCGCCAUCGCCAUCGCAGUAGACAUGCACGAUCGAGCUUGGAUGGAACGGUGCGUCCUGUGGGGCGGUCUGGAUCAGUUCUUCGGGAGCUUUUUCAAGGAUUCUUUCAUCGUUUCUUUUUCUGCGUUGUUGGAACUGAUGGACGGUAGUGCGUCUUGUCUGAUGGUCUGGAUUAGUUCUUGAAAGAUUCCUUCGUUGUUUCGCUAUUUUUCUUUCCUGGAACAGAUCGAGCUUAGAUGCAUUCCUGUUCUUUUGUUCAGAGCUGUUUUUUGUUCACCUCUGAUGUACUAAACAUCUGAAGAAUUUGGUCAAGAAAGGAUUGAGCUUACCUGCGUUUAUGCUCUUUUGUUCAGAGCUGCGUUCACCUGUGAUGUACUAAUCAU
Molecule: messenger RNA, 1037 nt
Organism: Setaria italica (foxtail millet)
Lineage: Eukaryota; Viridiplantae; Streptophyta; Magnoliopsida; Poales; Poaceae
Product: E3 ubiquitin-protein ligase RNF149
Exons: 1
Coding region: 101-676 (191 amino acids)
Biological process (GO): protein ubiquitination
Molecular function (GO): ubiquitin protein ligase activity
Source: RefSeq, a predicted model, not a curated record